Molecule: messenger RNA, 1654 nt
Organism: Acanthaster planci (crown-of-thorns starfish)
Lineage: Eukaryota; Metazoa; Echinodermata; Asteroidea; Valvatida; Acanthasteridae
Product: monocarboxylate transporter 12-like
Biological process (GO): transmembrane transport
Molecular function (GO): monocarboxylic acid transmembrane transporter activity
Source: RefSeq, a predicted model, not a curated record
AUGACAGGUCGUUAUUUCACCACAAGCUACGCAACGGUGAAUGGCAUUGCGACGGCAGGAUCCGGAGUGGGCUUGAUUUCCUUUGCCCCGUUGACUCAAGUGCUUUUAGACACCUACGGCAGGCAAGGUGCCUUGCUACUGCUUGGGGCUAUAAGCAUGCAUCUUGGUGUGUGUGGCUUCCUGCUGAGACCCCCACCACCAUUAGCAGAGGGGCGGGGCGACUAUCUACCAAUCAUCUCAAGUGAAAAGGAGCCACUGGCAGACGAAUCAAAAUGUCAUGAGACUGUGAAGAAAUCCCGACUCCGUAUCCUGAAAGACGCCAUUAAGGUGCAGGGGAAACUUUUUGGCUGCGUAAUUUGCAGCCGUGGCGUAUUCUGGAUCUCGGCGCUCGUCUACGGCAACCAUGUCUUUGUGGACAGCCUGUGGCUAGUAUAUUUCGUCGCUUAUGCCGAGUCUAAAGGUUUCUCUGGGUACGAGGCUGUGACGUUCACCACGGCCGCAGGGAUAGGGAACCUGGUUAUUAAGAUUCUUCUUGGGUUGAUGGUGGAUAGAGGCUUACUGAAGCUUCGAUAUGCCCUGCUGAUAUCAGUCACGGCUUGCAGCUUGGCUCUAUCCACACUUCAGUGGGUGAACUCCUACUGGUUGAUGAUUUUCAACGCCACAAUCUUCAACGGCUUCAUUGGUGCGCAAGCCUCACUUAGUGACAUUUAUACCCGGGAACUGCUUGGAGCUGACGAACUGGUAUCCGCUUUCAGCUGGAUGGAUCUUCUAACGGCCAUCACCCAAAUCGCUUUCGGUUUCUUCCCUGGUUGGAUAUUCGACAAGACUGGAAGCUACGACAAGGCUUUUGUCAUCUUGGGAUUCAUCUCGCUUCUGCCGUUGGUGUCGCUGCUCGUGGAAUGGCUACUCAACCGACAAACAGAAGGCCUGAAAACAAUCUCAUAACCAUGGGUUAAAAUUUUAAAAACUUUGAACAGAUUUUUGAGCAUGGCUAUUCAAAUGUCUUCCUCUGCCCUUUUUCGAUAGAGCUUGUUUUAUGACAACCAAUAUUUUUUGAGACUCAUGAUGGACUGUUGUUUAAUCACAAACUAUGCCACGGCGAAUGGUAUACGGGCGAUUCACAAUGCAGAGUGCCACCACGCAGUUGCCAUGGAGAGGUUUUUCAUCGCAGUGCAUCAUGGGAAAACAUCAAUACGGCCCUAUACACUUACUGAAUUUCCCUGAAUUUUUGCAGGGUUCGGUCGAGUGACACUCACCAAAAGGGGUGUUUAACGUGAUUCGAAAUGCUUGUACAGGGCACAUCAAUGUAGUCCCUCAAGAUAGGCCUCACGGGAAGUUAAGGGAGAGAUGAGACAGUACCUCAAGGAUCCAGACAUCAGUGAUGAAGAAUCGCUUGAGAAGCUGAGCUUAGUUGCUAGUUUGGAAGAGAAGCGUGUCCCCCCAACCCAGGAUCAGUACUGUGUCCGCCUCAGAGGACGAGUCCAAGUCAAAGAUAGCAGAAAGUGAUCUAAUCAGUGAUCAAAGCAGAUCGCUGCUGGCCUGCAGGAAUUGACUGCCUGUGUUGCUUCACUCCGUGAAGCUACGAUUUCACCACAGUCACUGACUCCGAAGAGACACCUGGGGAGACACCUGCCAAUGGAAAGUCCAACUUCCA